CGCUGGGGCUCCUGGGAGGAUUCUAAAAUGUUCUUGAGGCCACGGGGGCGCCUAGGAGGCGGGAACGCUGCUCCGGAGCCGACGGGAGUCGGUCCCUCGGUCUUCCCCGCGGGAAAGCCCUGAGGAGAUAUUUUCUUUUUAAACAUUACGAAAUUUGAGGAUGGUGGGACAAAGCGACUAACUCCCACUUUCCUGUGAUUCCUUGGCCGGAAAAGUGUCGAAAUCUGUGGAUAAAUUCAUGAGAUAAGAAAAAGAUGGCAUCUAGAAUAAAUACCAGUUUUACUUUGAUUCCCAAUCAGAAAUAUAGACGUAGUAAUCGUCGAUCCAGCUAUUUUUCCAACACCCUUGAUUCAGAUUCUCAGCCCUUAUCAACGCUUGGAAAUUUUAAAGCCUUGCCAUUGGAAAUAUUCCAAAUAAUCCUAAGAUAUUUGUCAGUGAAGGAUGUCAGCAUGCUAAGUAUGGUGUCUAAAACAGUCAGCCAGCACAUUAUUAAUUAUAUUUCGACUGCAUCAGGAAGCAAAAGACUUUUACUACAGGACUUUCAUAACCUUGAGCUGCCUGGUAGGAAACAAGACUCUGCUAUACUGGAACACUACAGAUCUCUAGGUCUACUAUUUAAAAGAUGCACAUUGCUGCUACCCACCAAGGAAAGAUUAAAGUACAUUCACAAGAUACUCUCAGAAGUUUCCUGUUUAAAAUUCAAUGGCUGUGCAGCUCCUAUGCAAUGUUUAGGAUUACCAUGUUAUGGCAUGUUUUUACAGACCUUAACAGCAGGUUGGGAUGAACUUGAGUGCCAUCGUGUCUAUAACUUCUUAUGUGAGUUGACUAAUCUCUCCCGCAAGAUGCAGACUGUUGUCUGUAGCAAACCAGGAAGUGCCCGAAAAUUAGAAUUAAGGAUCAGACUAUUCUGUAGAAAUGUCCUCCUUGAUCAUUGGACACAUCGAAGUGAUUCUGCUUUUUGGUUGACACGAAUAUUAAAACCAUGGCCAAUGGUGAAUCAGGCAAGAUUACUGUAUAUCAUCUUUGGGCCAACAUCUUCUCAGGAUGGACAGGUGGUUUGGCAGAAAAUGAUAGAAGGACCUACAGAUGAAUCCAGUCUGAAAGGUUUGGCUGAUGCCAUUAAAUUACUGUAUGAUACAGGCACCAAAGAGUGGACAGCAGAUGAUGUUAUCAGUCUUGUAGAUGAACUGUCAGUGGUUCCUCGGGAGUGGCUUCUAGAGAAUAAUGCACGUCUCCUAAUCCUAAGUGGAAACAACAUCUGUUUCACUUUCAUGGCUAGUAAAGCUGUGAAUGGACGGGCCAUUGAACUGGCAAGGCUCAUUGUCUUUUUGGCUUUGGUGUGUGAGAAAGAACUAUACUGCAUGGAUUGGGCAGUUAAAAUGAUGCAAAAAGUCUGCAAAGUCUUUAGCACUCUGGUGGAAAGAAAUAACUUCCUGCAGAGUGUGGCAAAUGCAUUUGCCUGUGUUACAAUGGAAAUGCUGCAGUCAAUCAUGUCUGGAGAUCGUGAUGAAGACGACAGAGGCUUUUUGAAUUUGUUCCAUCUUGUACAUGCUCAGGCUAACUUCCAUAAGGAGGUCUUAUAUUUGACCAUGAAUACACUCUCUCCCUAAAUACUCAGAAAACCUUGCAUUUAGAGAAUACAUCGCUGAAUUAACACUUAGAAGAAUACUACUUUUCCACACCUGAAGAAUAGCAUCUAUGGGGCUUUUUAUCAUCUAAGGAACCUAGGAAUUCAAAAGCUGCAUAGGAUUUUAGCAGCAAUUGCUCACACGAUUAUUAAUAUAAAAACAACAGGCAAACCCAAGAAUAUGCUGUGAUUUCUCUGGAAAAUAAGCUCUGCCUCAGACUCCAAGUUUUGUUAAAUUCAACACCAAACCAAAAUAGAAGGUUAACUGUCAGUCCAUUCUGUUUGUGUGGAUCUUUGAAAAAAGAGAAAAUUCUGUUUUAUAGUUAGAACAGACCCAAAUUCACUAAACAAUAGUAUCUGUUCACUUUGCUUAGGUUGUGUAGAUACAGCCUAGAAUGUUUUGUGAAGAUUUGCAAUAUGGUAUUUUAGAAUGUGCAGAAUAUAAAUCACAUUCCUUAUUACCUCUUGGCAUGUGAUUACAAAGAAUAAUAUAUUUCAUUCAUA
Ictidomys tridecemlineatus (thirteen-lined ground squirrel) is the source of this 2131-nucleotide messenger RNA. RefSeq names its product F-box protein 47 (gene Fbxo47). The record is from RefSeq and is a predicted model, not a curated record. NCBI's taxonomy places the organism in Eukaryota, Metazoa, Chordata, Mammalia, Rodentia, Sciuridae. Gene Ontology annotation, molecular function: protein binding.